CUUCUAUAAGAAGAAUGGGGUAAAAUUGAACUGGCAUCCAGAAUAGCAUGGAUAGAUUAAACAGACUAGGGAUUUUCUAUGUGAAGUCUAGUUGAAGACAAUAGAACCCGUUCAAAACAACUGGGGCAGCCGGCCAGUGCUGUAUACAAUUCCCCCCCCAUUUAAAGAUGCUUUUUGCAGGCAUUGUUUGUAAUCCCCCUCUGAUGUCACGCCCGGUGGCUAGGAAGGAAGGGCUGAGGCAGCGCGCGCACAGCACAGCACACACAGACCAACCGACAGCUGACGAGCCCAGCCGGGUAGCGCGAGAGGGAGAGGUGGGGAACGAAACGACAGACGGUGGAAAUUGCAUGGAAGACUCACCGCAAUCGAGUAGUAACACCGAUAUUGAAACACCUGAGGCUGGAGCUGCUGUGAUCUGAGGCACUGUCCCUACAUGCCUGUACCAGUCUAAGGACUCCAGUAGUUACUUUCAACCACCAUCUCCACAUUACCACAGAACCAUAGGGUCCAACCGUGGCCUCUGCUCCAAGGAGCCACCUAACCACCCUCCACACCCAUUGAUGGUUCUAGAAGAAGAUCUGAGCUGCUUGUCUUCCCCUCGACGGCAGGCCAUGCAUUUUGCCUAAACCCCUCCCCCCUCUUCCUCUCAACCAAUCCGAGGCAGCCAUGAACCCCCAGGAGGCGGAGUUAGGCCAGGAACUGAGCGAGGACGUGGAAGCCGACUUGCCCCCUCCUCAACGCCGACGCCACGACAACAACACUGCCAGGCGGCCCCGGCAGCCUAGCAACCAUAGUAGUGAAAACAACAACCACGCAGCUCUGCGCUACAGGAGGUAUAAUGAGGCCCCUGGUGCAGGUGGCAGCAGAAUCAGAGGAGCCCCACAGCGGAGGUCAACAGAGGAGCCAGAGGCAGAGCUGCACCAGGGGGCCCAGUUUCCUCCCCAGCAGCCCCAGCCUCAGCCCCAGCAGGCCCAGGGUCAGUCUCAGCCCAUCCCGCGACCUGCAGUGACACGUUACCGCAGACAGGAGGACAGUGAGGCCAGGCUCAGAGCACAGCAGCAGAGACACACACAGAGACAGCAGAGAGAGGCUGAGAGGGCCCAGCAACAACAACCACCUCCACCAGGCCCACAGCCUGUUCACUCUCUACCCCCACAACCAGAUGAGCCGGAGGAGGAACAACCACCUCCACCAGGCCCACAGCCUGUUCACUCUCUACCCCCACAACCAGAUGAGCCGGAGGAGGAUGAGGGGGAGAGAGAGAGGGAGAGAGAGGGUGAUGAUUAUGCAUUAGCUCGUUCUGCUAGCACGGAAAGCGGUUUCCACACACACACAGACCGGGCGGAGGGCGACGCCGUCAUGGUACUAGAUCCUGAGGCGGAGGACGACGGCGGUACCUACGAGGUGACGCUUCGCCCAGAGGCAGAAGGAUACACAGAGAGUGCUGAGUCAGAGCAACAACACCCCCACCCCAACCUGAACCUCAACUACCCCCCUCAGCCCCCUCCCUUACCCCGGGAACCCCUACCAGACGUUGGGAGACCCCCUAGUCAGGAGGAGGCAGAGGAAACGCUGAACCCUGGAGGAGGUUACUCCAACUACGUCUACACCCAGCCUCUCUACCGCCGUGAGGGAGGGGCCAGCAGCACAGGGGGCGGGACAGCAGCGUGGAGGAAGGGGUGGAGCCAGAAGAUGAGGCGUAUUCCGAAGCCUACGACUACUCCCUGA
Salmo salar (Atlantic salmon) is the source of this 1728-nucleotide messenger RNA. The record is from RefSeq and is a predicted model, not a curated record. Lineage: Eukaryota; Metazoa; Chordata; Actinopteri; Salmoniformes; Salmonidae.